AAGAAUUGAAAAUACAUUGAAUGGUCUUAAACUUACGACCGUUUUUGGAAUACCUAAACCGUACAUUCGCAUCGAUUGUAAAAUGUGCAGGGUCAUGACUUGUUGCUAACUUAGUUGGGUUCAAGAACGUCUCGAGAUAGAAAAAUAGACUUUUCUGUCACUAGUACAACUUGAAGGCCUUAUCAUGUUUGGACUUUGAGCCACCAAUUCUACUUUUGAUAUCUCCCUAAGUCUUUCGGUCAGGGGUGCAUGUGUCAAGAUGUCGUGGCCUUCAAUUGACCCCAAGAUCUACCAGUAUGGUUUGUGGACAGGCAUUGGUCUCGGAGCCUUAGUGGAGUAUCCCAACUUCAGCUUGGCCUUCAAUACCUUGGGCAGGGAUUUGAGCUCAUUUUGGAAAUUAGGCAGGGUCUUGAGCAAAGUAAAAUCAGCUCAACGAAACAAUGUCACCGUUCCGGAUUUGUUUGCCCAAAGUGCUCAAAGCUAUCCAGAUAAGGCAAUGGUUGUUCAAGUGGAAACAGGAGAGACUUGGACAUUCAAAGAAAUGGACGAGUACUCCAAUCAGGUGGCUAAUUUUCUCUUAAAACAAGGCUUUCGCAAGGGAGACGUGAUCGCGUUGUUUAUGGUGAAUCAGCCCAAAUUCAUUGGAAUUAUGCUGGGCAUGGCUAAAGUUGGCGUCACUGGUGCUCUUAUCAAUACCAAUCUCAAUGCAGAGCCGUUGGAGGAGAGUGUCAGGGUGGCUAAAUCUAAGGCCUGCAUAUUCAAUGCCGAGUUGGGAGAAGGAUUAAAGAGCCUAGCCACAAGUGGAAAAUUUGGACCCGAUUUUCGAUUUUUCGUGUCUGACCUCUCCAGACAUUUUAACGAGUUCGGUGAAGACUUCGACUUGGGCCUAAGUGACAGCCCCAAAACGCCCUUGAGUGUGUCCGAGACAAAAAACCUCCAUUGGACUGACAACUUGAUUUAUAUUUAUACCUCUGGAACCACCGGGUUACCAAAACCCGCUUAUGGCGACCAUUCUAGAUAUAUUUUGGGCUCCUCGCUUGGUAUCCAUGGAAUCGGAAUAAGUUCUUCGGAUCGCAUUUACUGCACCCUUCCUCUGUAUCAUUCUUCUGGCCAAUGGAUGGCCCUUGGGGUCACUAUCUUGUCGGGGGCGACUCUACUUUUGAGGAGUAAAUUCUCUGCCACACAUUUUUGGAAAGAUUGCGUCCAAUACGAAGCCACUUGUGCCCAAUAUAUUGGAGAGAUGUGCCGCUUUCUCCUAGGGACUCCAAAAUGCGACGAAGAAAGUCGACAUCAAGUCAAGUUUAUGUUUGGAGUUGGUCUUGGGCGACAAAUCUGGCCCGAGUUCGUCAAACGGUUUAAGAUCCCAAAGAUUGUGGAAAUGUAUGGAUCCACAGAGGGAACAGUGGGCGUGAUGAACAUUAGAAAUAAGGAAGGUUCAAUUGGAUUUAUUUCCCAACUUUUUGAUGUGAUGCCAUUCGGCCUCAUAAAAGUCGACAAAACAGGGGAGCCCAUUCGUAGCUCCAAAACAGGACUAUGUAUCCGCUGUGGACCUCAUGAAGCUGGCGAGUUGGUGGGGAAAGUGAGAGAUGACGAUCGGGGUGGUCCUGACAAGUUCAAAGCGUAUGUUGGAAAAACCGAGGAAACGUCAAAAAAGAUGCUCAAAAAUAUUUGGAAGAAAGGGGAUGUUGGAUUCCGAACCGGUGAUAUUUUGGUGAUGGACGAUCAUGGAUGGCUUUUCUUCAAGGAUCGAACUGGGGACACUUUCCGUUGGCGUGGCGAAAAUGUGUCUACGGCGGAGGUGGAAUCAAUCAUUAGUAAACUAAUUGGCCACCAAGAAGUGGCAGUAUAUGGUGUUGAAAUUCCCGGCACUGAAGGCAAAGCUGGCAUGGCUGCAAUUCAUGAUCCUUAUGGUACUGUGGAAUUAAAACCUUUGGAGGAGGCCAUGCGGAAGAGGUUGCCCAAAUAUGCGCAGCCUCUUUUCAUUCGAAUACUCAAGGACCUCGACUUGACCGGUACUUACAAAUUGAUGAAGAAAGGCCUAAAAUCCGAAGGCUACGAUGUGACUCAAAUCAAGGACGCCAUUUAUUUCCGGAAUUCGAGUAAAUUUAGUUAUAAAUUAUUGGAUACGGACACUUGGCUUCAAUUGCAAACAGGAGCCCUCGCGUCAAAACUCUAUCAACCUGAAUGAAAUGGAAAAAUGUCUCUAAUCUUCCUUCUUGUCCCCAUUAAUCUGUUCCUCAUUGGGCUCCAAAGGCUCCUUGGAAUCCUCGCUGAUAUGUUGAAUGUUGUCCAAGCGGACUCGUUUCCGAUUGCCAUCCGUGGGCUCUUCUUUCUCAUCACUUUUGGUUAAGAACUCCUCUUUGGGGAUCUGGUUUUCGUUUCUUCUCUGUUUCAAUACCAAAUACGAGCCAAUCACGAUGAAUAAAACCACGUAAACCACUCCCAUGGUCACGUA
This is a messenger RNA of Tigriopus californicus, 2455 nucleotides long. RefSeq names its product long-chain fatty acid transport protein 4-like. The transcript is spliced from 11 exons. Gene Ontology annotation, biological process: triglyceride homeostasis. The record is from RefSeq and is a predicted model, not a curated record. NCBI's taxonomy places the organism in Eukaryota, Metazoa, Arthropoda, Copepoda, Harpacticoida, Harpacticidae. The coding region runs from base 260 to 2188 and encodes 642 amino acids. Gene Ontology annotation, molecular function: long-chain fatty acid-CoA ligase activity; long-chain fatty acid transmembrane transporter activity. Gene Ontology annotation, cellular component: endoplasmic reticulum.